Molecule: messenger RNA, 3855 nt
Organism: Hippocampus zosterae (dwarf seahorse)
Lineage: Eukaryota; Metazoa; Chordata; Actinopteri; Syngnathiformes; Syngnathidae
Exons: 21
Coding region: 121-3426 (1101 amino acids)
Source: RefSeq, a predicted model, not a curated record
GCAUGUCCGGCUAAUUUUUAAUUCAGGGUGAAAGCUUUUGACCGUCGCCCCAAAAUAUGAACUUCGGUUUUGGCUAAUUUUUCAAGGUUGUGAAACACUGGUCUACAUUAAAGCAACAUAAUGGACCACAGUACAGAUUCUGGAGUUCUCUCACCCAGCACAAUUGUGGGAGUAUCACCAAGGAGGCCUCUCCUGAAGACCCCCUGCCAGUCAGAAAGUGGGGGAACUAUCUUACUGCAGGUGCUGGAAUUUAAAACACAUCUGCUUGAGGCUGUCGAAGAGCUGCACAUUCGAAGGGAGUCAGAAGCUCGGUUUGAGAAUCAGAUGGGUAAAGUGGUGAUGGAGAAACAGGAGAUGGAGUGGGAGAAGGACUCAUUACAACACCAAAUCGAAACAGCUACAAAACAACAUGCGGACUCUCUCAUCAAUGUUAAAAAGCAGUUACAGGCCAAAAUAAGAAACACAGAAGAGGAGAAGGGGAAAUACCAGGUCAUUUCUGAGUUAAAAGAGAAGGAGAUUAGCACCUUGAAAGAAGAACUGAAGUCGCUCCAGCUGCUGAAGUACAACUUUGAAAAGAAAUCCAAUGAGUUGGAACAAAAGCAAGCUUUGCAGGUUCGGUCAAAAGACAGUCACCUGAUUCAAAUGGGAGAGAUUGAGAAACGGUUUGGCGUUCUAUCGAGGCAGUGUGCCACACUCAAGAAGGCACAUGAGCAACUGGAGCAGAAUGUUGAAGAAGCCAUAAGAAGAAAUAAGAAACUAGCGACUUCAAAUGAAAAACAUGAAGCAACCAUUCAGACACUAACGAAGGAGUUGGAGGAGGUCAACACCAAACUGAUCAAAACAAAGUUGUCGUCGGUCCGACAUGAAAGCGACAAAAUAGUGACACACAAAGAACAGCAUCUAAACCAGCUGAGUUACAAGCUGGGCAUGGAAAAGGAAAUAAACAAGAGGCUACGGGAAGAGUAUGCAGCUGUGCGUUCAGAGAAACAAGAGGUGAUGAUGUCCCUGCAGCACACUCAGCAACUCUUUUUGAACCAGACAUUGGCUGUGAACAGACUAGAGCUGCAGCUGCACACACAAGAGGAGCAGUACAAGGCCCUCAGACUGGAUCAUGCAGAGAUGCAAGAGAGAAGCAAGAUAAUGGAAGAAAAACUUGCUCAAUUGAUGAGUGAACAGCAAAAUUUUCAAGCACUGAAAGAGGUGCAUGAUGACCUCCAACAGAAAUACAAUCAACUGUCUGCACAGGUCAAAGUGCAGGACCAGAAAACACGGAAUUUGGAGAUGUUCCCCAGUCUAGCAGAUGGACCCGUAGGGAGACCUUCUGAUGAACCCAAAUCCAGCUUCACACUGUCUGUCUUUGGCAGCCUUCAGAACACAGCCGUUUCUCAGAGCAAAAUCCUGGACUGUCUGGAAGAUACGAGUGCUAAGACUAAACUGGAUGGUGAAAUGGGAGGACAAGGAACACCAAUGCUCCCCGGGCAGUCUGAAACUCAGCUACAAGUUGAACUUGAGGAGCCCUUUUCAAUUAGUUCACCCAAAAGGCUUCUGGUGCUCUCACAGACAAUGGAUAGUGAUGAUACCCUUUUGAAUAAACCCACGCGCGGCUCUAACACAAAUAAAAAGCUCUCUAAUGAACGGUCAGAUCAGGCUUCUCAUAACUCUGCAAAUGAGUUGGCUAUCAGUGAAAGCUUAGUGAAUGGAAUAAACAUAUCAAACACAGACAACAAAUCAAGCAAUUACAUCCUGACCAACGACAGAAAGAGAGAUCAUGGCAACACAAGCCCAAGUCGACAAGACUGUGGUGGGGUGGACAAAGUGAAAGAGGCAAGGAACAAUAGUGAUGGAGGGCACACGAAUGAAAGUCAUCUGGGGAGUGCUCACGAUGUCCUGGAAGAGAAAUGUUCUGAGGAGGAGAAAGAGAUUCUUAUUUCCCAAAAAGCAGAUUGUGGACACAUUCAAGAAUACGGUGAAGUGGGUGCACACAAGUCCAAAACAGAAACAACAGCGGAGUUCAAGGAUGGUGGGAAAGACGAAGGAAAAAACGAAACAGAGCAGGAGGCCAGGAUGACUUGUCAUACAAAGAGUAAUAUCCCACCGGACACUGACUUAGUGGACCUCAGUGAGAAAAUAGGCACCGUCUGUGUGACAGGCCGCUAUCAAAAGGACACAAAGAAGGUUGCAGACCGCAGUCCUGUUAACAUGAGAGAAGGGCAGCUACUUCACAACAUCAGCGGUCCUCCAGACCAAAGUCUCAAUUACAGCGCUAUUUUAAUUGCGCAAGUGGCUCCAUCCUCAUAUCAGGUUGAGGUCCAAACCAAUUCAGAGACAGUCAAGUCCUCACCAACAGCAACUUAUCCCGUGGUUGAAGAAGUGAUGAAAUUAAAUAAAUCAACAGAUAAUGUUCAAACUAACUUUUCUGACCUUCUGAGUCAGUCAGUGAAAAAUCAGACAGUGACACAAUCUGUUAACAUCAUCAGCAAUGUGACUCCCACGGAUGAAAUGAAGGGUGAAGAUACAAAUGAGGAGGUCAAGAAAACCAUUGUUGACACCAAGGUUGGAUGUCUUCAUAUGAAUACGUCUGAGCCUGCGAAUGGACCAAUGGAGGUUUUGGAAAGUGAUGCAUCCAAGGAAGUCUGUCGGAUGACCUCUCAGGCAGAACCUGUCAUUUGUUUUGGGAAUUUGAAUAAUUCCAUUUCCAACCCCGACAUUGCAGAGGAUUCAAAGAGCUCUAAAAGUGUCUUGUUAGUCUCUGAUCAACCAAAAAGUGUUAACGUUGAAUCACCUGACUUUGACACAUUGAAAUGCCAAAAGCAGCCUGUUGUAAAAGAAACGUUUCCUGUUAUGAAGCAGUCUUCUUUGCCCAUUUCGAAGGCUUAUAGGCCAUCAUUUGACUGGGGUGGUGCAAUGAAAGAGACGGUUCUAUCGGCAACUACCUCUAACUCCAACCUGCGGCCAAAUGUUCAGAGCUCCCCUGUCUCCGAGCAAAGUGCUUCUUGUGGGCUCCUCACACAGUCUCCCUGCACGUUUCGUAAGAGCCAGCACAGUAAAGAACCAUUGGUGAUUAUCAGCGCCUCCGAUCUGUUGAAGGCCUCCAGCGUCUCUGCAUCUGCAGAAUUCGGGAGGAAACAUAAGUUGGGAGAGCGGAAUGUUCUUGGAGAGAGCGUGAGAGAAACGGUAGCAACAGAUGAAAGCAGAGUUCCACUGUCUGCCCCUUCUUGUCCGUUCUCAUACUCGUCCAGCACAUGGCCGAGUCCUUCUGGCAGAACUUCAGUGUCCACUGCAGCUCCAAGAUCCGAUGCCGAAUCGGAAACUCUGUGCUCUCAGGAAGAGCAACAGUCGUCAUUCAGAAACCAGAUAUCCAAAAUUGAGCAGUUCUUAAAAUCCGAGAGGCUCCACCUGUCCAAGCGACGACGUACAGACAGCUAAACCAACAUCAAAUGUUAGUACUGCAGAGUUCAAUAUUUUGAAUGUAGUCCUCUCACUUCUGAAUAAAAUAUUUUGUGAAUUAUAAAUUAAUAGUAACUCAUAAUAUUCUCACUGAUAGUAUUUCAAGUUCAGUGUUAAUUGAUUAAUUAAUUGAGUGCUUUCGAUUUAUUUAUCUAUUUUUUUCUGGUCAACGUUUAUAGUGUUGUUUCACAGCUGGCAAUUUUUUUGUUGUUUGUUUGUUUUAGUGAACGAAAUAACAUAUUGUAAGGACUCUUGGUUUUUUUUUUAUUAGUUUGUUUUACAGUCUAUAGCUGUAAUGUUUUUCUCCAGUGUUUGUAUGUGUAUGUUUCAAGUAUUAUUCACAGUUUCUUUCGAAGAUUGCCGUUCGAUUUACACAAACUGCUCAGAUUAAUAAACAGCAAAUGCCAA